AAAUGACCUUUUGACACUAUCCCUCAAGAAGUUUCUACCACUAGACGUACUAUAUCAACGACAAGACCAUCUAAUUGCCUCAAACGCCUUCAGAGAUGUCAUCGAUAUAGCCAACCUCCCAUCCGCAAGCUUCGAUCGACCCGGCCAUGUCGUUUGACGAUGACGACGACGACGAGUUUGGAGGGGACGACCUGUUCUCCCACCCGGACCUCUUGGCCAGCUUGGAAAAGGUCGAGCGAGAGCACAAGAGUGUGAAUGUCGUCAAGGAGACGAGUAGGACGUUGGGGAGUGUCGCCGGGAAUUCGAGUCGGAGUGCAGGAGGUGGUGGUUAUCAUCAUGCUGUUGCUAGACCUGCUAUACAUGCGAGAGGACGAGGAAGAGCACCUCAAUCGAAUCACAUAGCUCGUCCGACCACAUCUCACCUCGCUCCUCAACCUGUUUAUCGGAAUCCGCAACAACCUGCUGUCCAGCUUCAAGCUCAACCACAACCUCAACCUCGUCUUCAGCCUCAAGCACAACCCACUCGCCUGGCACUCAAACCAGCUCCUGUUCCUGUUCAGGAAGAAGAAAGCGACGAUGACGAUUAUGCCAUGGCCAUGGACGUUCUCGUUAAUGAGGAAGGGAAAUAUAUGGUCGUCCCGCAAGUUCAACAAGAUCGACCUAUUGCAAAUCUACCUAAGCCCGUCUCCUCGCCUUCGGUGCCACCUCCAGCUCCAGCUCUGGCUCCGGCUCUGGCUCCAGCUCAAGCUCCGGCUCCUGUGCCCAUCUCCUCGGACCGACAACUCGGCCGUUCGACCUCUUUGAACUUUGACUCUCAAUCUCAAUCUCUGCAACGGCAGCGACAACAACAACAACAGCAACAACAGCAGCAGCAGCAACAACGGCCAGGGUCAAGCAGCCAGGCGUACAAUUCGCAAGGAGCUGGAGGGUCGCAAUGGAAACGGACGAUAAGCGCUGAUCAGUUAGCUAGGAAGCAGGCUAUCGCAAAGGCUGUAGGAUCGGGUUCUGCUGCAGGAGCGCUCGGAUCGAAUGCUGUAGCUGCUCAGGCUGUCGCUCGACCGAGUAUCGUCAACUCUGGCCGUCCUAGCGAUACAGGACGUGCUCUGCCAAGCGUCACGAACGAAGCUGCUUCUGUCGAUUCGGGAGAGGCGGCUCGAUUACAAGCCGAGCUGGAAGCUCUAAGGCAGAAGCUGAGGGAGACCGAGUUGAAAGCAGAGGAACAGGUCUUGGCUUUCAAACGGGAGGCUCAGAAACGGCAUGGAGAGGCCGUGUAUGUGAGGACACAACUGGAUGAGGUGACAAGGAAGAGCGAAGAGACCAUCUCGGAGCUCAAGCAGAAUCAGCUUUCGGCGCAGGAGGAAGUCAAGAGGUUACAGACCGAGCAUAAGAAGCAGCUAGAUUCGGUUCAGUCGCAGCACACUUUUGACGUCCAUAACAACAAGGCUCACAAAUUCUUCCCCUCGCAAAAGACGGCCGGAAUGGGACGCAUGACUCCAGGUCGUGGAUCGUCGCAAUUCCCGCAACCGAUGGCCCCGUUUCAAACCCCCUCUCGAUCUCCCGGACGUAGCCAGCGUAGCCCACGGUCGAAUCGCAAGUGGCAAGCCGAACUCAUGCCACCUCCACCUCCUCCAGCCUUUGUCGACCCGAACCGGUUCAAGACACCUGGUCGUGCUGGCACGUCACAGCGUAAAGGCAAGGACAGGUUGGACCUCAAACCCGCGGCGUCACCGAGUUUUAGCAACCUGCAAGACUCGUUUCAUGUGGAUCCGAAUGUCGAAAUGGAUCGACUCAGCAAGAGAGCCAAACAGACGCACGUCGGGUCUGCUUUGCCGCCGUUUGACGAGGAUGUGCGAGGUGGGGAUGCCAAGUCGUCACCGCCGUACGAUGGAGGAUUUGCCCUGGACCUCGACCCGAUGCCCUAUCGACCGGCGCAGGCAGACGAGCCGGAGCAAUUUCAGAUCGAGCGUAGUGAUGCGGAUCUGCGAGGCGAAGUCAUUCAUGUGCUAUUCGAGCACGCUUACGUGCCCGCCGAUGGCGAACCUGAACGACCUCACAUUACUACGAUUCAACGGCUUCUCAACGUUCAAACCGCGCAUAUACUGCCGGAUAUCGAGCAGGGCGCGUACGACAUCGCCUGUACUGGUCUCUGGGAGGCGAUCGGUGACAAUCGCCUGUCUGCCAAAGAGACUUGCGCCGUACUGGUCGAGAAUUUGGUGGACGCCAUGGUUAUCCUCUGCCGUUGCAAUUUGACCCUGCCGAUGGUGGCCAUGAUGCGCCUCGUGGUUUACAUGGCCCAUAGCUUGUCCCUCUUUGACGACCUACAAGAACGCAUCGCCAGCUCGAUCCCGGGCGACCAGCUCGUGGUUAUCGCUCGAUAUUGCAAGCAGGAUCGUCCGGCGCAAGUUGGAAAGACCGUCGGGGCCAAAGCAAGCACGACCAAGAUAGUUCCUGCACGCACGGUUAAAGCCGCAGCCCGUAACGACGAUCUGGACAAAAUCGACACGCCUGAACCGGUCAAGGUGGAACCAGUCGAGAUUGGGCGUGCGGUGAUCGCUCUGGCAAGUGUCCUGGGCGUCGAUCUGAAUCCGCCUUCGGAAGUUCUGUCCACGUUCGUGUCCGAUCUCGCGGGUCUACAACUGCUCCUGAAACCGGAUCAGCCUGUGGAUCUGGUCAUUGACGCCAUCGACCUGACCCUGGCGCUUAGUAGCUAUCCCGACUUUUUCAGGCAGCUGUUGGUGCUGAUACCGGCAAAUGGAGCGAAGGAUUCAAAUUCGAGCGAUUCGACACGGCCGCCUCUGGUCGAGCUACUUUGUGGCUAUCUUAGGACGAGGCAUCCCGAGGCCAGCGACGCAAUCAACAACAUGAUUCAACUUCGCGUCUUGUGCAUCUUUUCCACCAUGUGCUCGGUCGAGUCGGACGCCCUCACUCUGCUUGCCAAUAGCUAUUUCCUGGUUCCGACCCUGAUCUCGUUUCUCGUCGACCAGUCCGAAAAGAUCUGGGGGGUGGCGACGAGCACGGAGUUGGUCGAGGAAUCGCUUCGGCUACUCAUACCUGCGCUGUCAUUGCUCCACCACCUCGUCUUUCCGCCGGCGUUCGGUCCGGAUAUCCACGACCCUUCCGCAUCCACUCGUACCGGCGUCAACCUCAUGGAACGCCUGGCCGAGCUGUUGAAGACCCGCGAGUUUGGCAGCUUGCAUCAUUCGUUCUACACCGCGUUGCCUCGCAUCACUUAUGCCGAUAUCGGCGAGGACUUGGAUGGGUGGGACCCGGAGGAGCUCAAAGAUAUGCAGGACCUGGCCGGGGACAUCCUCGAAGGCCUCAUCGAUGCCCCCGAAGAGGGAGACGGGAUUCUGGAGAUGUAUCGCCCGGUGAACGAGAUGGAAGCCGGUCUGCGAUCAACCGACGAUCAAGAUGUCGAAAUCAUCGAAAGCAUGGGCAUCGAUCCGGGUCUAGAGGACGAGACAGAGGCGCGGAAUCUCGCUAGUCCCGUGGAGGAUCGGGGGCAGGGUCGGUAGACGGGGUAUGAAGCGAUCAACAAGGUAUAUUAUCAUUAUGCUACAAGGGAUACAUGCAUGUCAUUACGUAGAUGCCGGAGACGAUAAAACUAUGACCCCUCCGCUUCGAC
This is a messenger RNA of Filobasidium floriforme, 3625 nucleotides long. RefSeq lists its product as uncharacterized. The transcript has 11 exons. The coding region runs from base 147 to 3515 and encodes 1122 amino acids. Lineage: Eukaryota; Fungi; Basidiomycota; Tremellomycetes; Filobasidiales; Filobasidiaceae. The record is from RefSeq and is a predicted model, not a curated record.